This is a messenger RNA of Cylindrotheca closterium, 1746 nucleotides long. The record is from the annotation of a GenBank genome assembly. Lineage: Eukaryota; Bacillariophyta; Bacillariophyceae; Bacillariales; Bacillariaceae.
AUGCAUCAUUCACAUUCCAUUCGUCAGCCUUUUCAGCUGCUGCUUAUUGGUUCGACCCUACUUGGUCAAUCCAUACGCCGAGUGCAAGCUUCUGCUGCCGAUGGAGGAACUGCUGCACACCAAACAGCUCAAGUCGAGAUUGACGCGAAUGGCAAAGUCUAUUCUUCUACUACGACUACUACUACUGCUACAAGCGGUGCAUCUACCACCUCGGGGUCGUCUUCAUUUUCAUCAUUAGACUCCAGUAUCAAUUAUUUGCCGGGAGUCGAUCAUUCUUGGCCAACACAUCAUCAUGAUAGUGAACACUUUCCCGAAUACCGGAAGGAAGCCUAUUUGAAUUACGUCGGUGGUUGCAACCAACAGAUUCAGACUACGUACUCCGUGGAAAACGCGAAUUAUUACUACAACAAUCGAGUCAAUCAAAGGGAACGAUUUACGUGUUACAAGUAUGAGCAAGAUCGAAUGGAUAUGAACUUGAAUCAACCAAGAAUGAUGGAAAAUUACACUCACGCAGGCUUUGCCAAACUGGACAUUCCACAAAACGUUCAAACGAUUUUGCAAGACUUUUGGGAGGCCAACAAGGAUUGGGAGACCCAGGCCAAGAAUGAGGUUUGGGAUCCAUCCAAUACCUAUGUCAAUCAUUGGGAGUCUCCCACCAAGAUUUUGGAUUUGACUUCUACUUCCGUGAAUAAUCCGCUCUCGCCCAAGCAAAAAUGGGAAUUGGUCCGGGGGGUUCAAAAGGUGUUGGAAGCUUGGACCAAGUCACCAUUGGUGUUGACGUCUUUGUAUGGAAUUCGAAUUUAUCAAGAAGGAAGCAUAUUGGCACCUCAUGUCGAUCGAUUGCCACUGGUCUCGUCGGCCAUUUUGCACAUUGCCAGUAGUUUCGAUCCAAACGACAAAGACGAAGAGGAACCAUGGAUUUUGGAAGUCAUUGGGCACAAUGGACAGGCGCAAAACUUGACCAUGCAACCUGGUGAAAUGGUCUUGUACGAGAGUCAUUCGGUCAUCCAUGGGCGACCUUAUCCACUGAAAGGAAAGUUUUAUGCCAAUCUAUUUGUCCACUUUGAACCAUUGGGACAUACACUGCGGCAUGCGCAAACGCAAGGUGAAUACGAUUUGGAAGACGUCGAAAUGGAAGCACCUACAAUGGCAGCUUCGGAACGAGUAGCAGCAAAUGCCAAGGCUGCUUACGAAAGAGCCUUUCAAAUGGAACAACAAAUGCAUGCAGAAGGUCGUGAAAAUAAGAAGAAACGAAGAUCUUGCGAAAUGCCACACUAUGUUGAUCCAGACAAGGAAGCGCGAUGGAAGCAGCUGUUUGAUUAUGACAAGAAACCAAAGGUCACGCCAAAACCAAUGCGACAAGUUUUGGUUUCUGUCACUCCCCACAAUGCCGCCGCCGGUGGCAACUUGGAUGCCCUCAAAACCUUGGCCGAUGUCGAUCGAGCCAAUCUUUUCAAGCGAGAUCAAAAUGGCUGGAGGCCCCUUCACGAGGCUGCCAGAAGCGGACAUGUAGAAGUCGUGGAAUAUUUGCUCCAGGAAGGAGCCAAGGUCAACGAACGAACGAAUAAUGGAGAAGGAGGGACUCCCCUGUGGUGGGCAGAAAAAAAGCCCGAGAAGAACAAGGAAGCCAUUGAACUGUUGAAGAAAUACGGUGGAUUAUCCUUGCAGCCAAAGGUACUCGAUGAAAAGGAGAAGAAGGAUCAACAGAAGGGAAACGAAGAUGACGUUGUUGCUAGACAAGCAUAA